Molecule: messenger RNA, 348 nt
Organism: Myzus persicae (green peach aphid)
Lineage: Eukaryota; Metazoa; Arthropoda; Insecta; Hemiptera; Aphididae
Exons: 1
Coding region: 1-348 (115 amino acids)
Source: RefSeq, a predicted model, not a curated record
AUGAAUUCGGUGCUGGAAAUAGAUGAUGCAGUUAAUUAUCCCGUAGAAUUUCUAAAUUCACUCAACCCUACUGGAUUCCCACCACAUUUAUUAACAUUAAAAAUUGGUACUCCUAUAAUGCUUCUAAGAAAUCUUAGUCCACCAAAAUUGUGCAAUGGGACUCGUCUACGUAUUACUGAUCUACAAAAAAAUCUGAUAGAAGCUCAAAUUAUGACUGGAUAUGCAAAAAGUGAAUCAGUUUUUAUUCCUCGCAUACCAAUGAUACCAUCAGGUUAUAUGUCCGUGAAGUUAGCCGCCCAACAUCAACCCAACGAAUUCAUAUUUGGUCAUCCUUUAGUAAGUCAUUAG